AUGACGUUGACGUUGAACCGCCCCAAACAGUUGAAUGCAUUGAACGCGGACUUGGUCAACGCACUGGCUGACAANCUCGUUAAAUACGACGCUGACCCGUCAGUUUCUGUUGUGAUCUUAACUGGCGAAGGACGGGCAUUUGUUGCCGGCGCUGAUAUUAAAGCGAUGGCGAGCCAAACUUUUGUAGAUUUCUAUAAUCACAAUAUGCUUCGUGGUAUGGAUGCGGUUACGAGCAUGCGCAAGCCCAUCAUUGCUGCAGUGAACGGCUUUGCCCUCGGUGGCGGCUGCGAGCUUGCCAUGUGCUGUGACAUCAUCGUAGCCAGCGAGAAGGCAGUGUUUGGGCAGCCAGAGGUGAAGAUCGGGACAAUCCCGGGUGCGGGUGGCACACAGCGCCUUAUUCGUAGUAUCGGUAAGAGCAAGGCAAUGGAGUGGGUGCUGACGGGUGACCAGUACACAGCCGAGGAGGCGGAGCGCGCUGGGUUGGUGGCACGUGUGGUAAAGCACGAGGAACUUCUUCCAACAGCCAUGAACAUCGCAGAGAAAAUCGCAUCGAAUAGCCAGGUGACAAUCUCACUGGCAAAGGACUGCGUCAACAAGGCGUUGGAGACAACGCUGCUGCAGGGUUUGGCCUACGAGCAGCGCACCUUCCAAGCCACUUUUGCCACGGUGGACCAGAAGGAGGGUAUGGCGGCGUUUGUAGAGAAGCGCAAACCCAACUUCCAAAACGCCUGA
Messenger RNA from Trypanosoma grayi, 732 nucleotides. RefSeq names its product putative enoyl-CoA hydratase, mitochondrial precursor. Lineage: Eukaryota; Euglenozoa; Kinetoplastea; Trypanosomatida; Trypanosomatidae. Gene Ontology annotation, biological process: fatty acid beta-oxidation. The transcript has a single exon. Gene Ontology annotation, cellular component: mitochondrion. The coding region runs from base 1 to 732 and encodes 243 amino acids. Gene Ontology annotation, molecular function: enoyl-CoA hydratase activity. The record is from RefSeq and is a predicted model, not a curated record.